This is a messenger RNA of Engraulis encrasicolus (European anchovy), 1684 nucleotides long. RefSeq lists its product as uncharacterized. The record is from RefSeq and is a predicted model, not a curated record. Bases 37 to 951 code for a protein of 304 amino acids. NCBI's taxonomy places the organism in Eukaryota, Metazoa, Chordata, Actinopteri, Clupeiformes, Engraulidae. The transcript is spliced from 7 exons.
CUUGGAGUGUUAUUUUCUUGGCAAACUAUCUGAUCCAUGCACCUUGUCAAAGGAAGGGAAAUGAAGACACUCAGAAGUCUAAUUGCUACACAUUGGUCAAGUGAUGCCCGCUUGGAUGGCCAGACGGCCAUAGUGACUGGUGGCAACACUGGCAUUGGCAAAGAGACGGCCAGAGACCUCGCAUCAAGGGGGGCCCAUGUGGUGCUGGCUUGUCGGGACAUGGAGAAAGCGGAGAGGGCUGUGGCCGACAUCAGAAGAGAGGUGGACGGAGCUAGCGUGGUGGCCAGAAAACUAGAUCUCGCCGACGCCAAGUCCAUCUGUGAAUUUGCUGAGACCAUCUACAACACUGAAAAGUCUCUCCAUUUUCUCGUCAACAAUGCCGGAGUGGCGGCUUGUCCAUAUUCAACUACAGCUGACAGCUUUGAGAUGCAAUUUGGGGUUAAUCACUUAGGCCACUUCUUCCUCACCUUCCUCCUGCUGGAUCUCCUGAAGCACUCGGCUCCGUCUCACGUCAUCAACGUGUCCUCCAUGGCCCACCUGAUGGGCAAGAUCAACUUUGAGGACGUGAACAGUAGGAAGAGCUACCACCCCUUCAGGGCCUACGCCCAGAGCAAGCUGGCCAACGUCCUCUUCACCAGAGAGCUGGCAAGGAGAGUGGAAGACCUGGGCGUAACUGUGUGUGCGGUGGACCCUGGCCCAGUGAACACUGAGAUAUCGCGCCACCUGGUCUGGCCCAUGCAGCUCUUGCAGAAGACCUUUGGCUUCAUGGUGAAGACUCCAGAGGAGGGGUCUUACACAACUCUCUACUGUGCGGUCACCCCAGACAUACAGACUGGAGGAUACUACAGGAACUGUGGUCCGGCGCUAUGCUCCAGGGCUGCCAGUGAUGACCGGGUGGCCUGCAAGCUCUGGGCUCUCAGCUGCUACCUACUGGGCAUCCGCUGGCGCUGACAGCCAGGUCACCAUAAUGCCACCACCAUGGCCUCCUACCCAUAUAUGCUAUGUGUGCGUUCCAAUAUGCGACUUUGCAUCAUCCACUUGUGCUUGUGGCCUCGGCCCGCCUCCUGGCCCCUCGUCCGUGGAGAAAACAAUAAAGUUUCCCAGCUGUGAGACUAGCCACAACAACUUUUGGGGGACUGUUUUUCAUUCACCAUCCCAAUUUCAAAUGAGAAAAUGACUUUACAGUUGAGCUUUUGCGAUAUAUUGAAAUAUAAUGCUGUUGUCAGUGAUGUCAUCAUGACGUACAGUAUUACUUCCUGAUAUGAGGCCACAAGCACAGGCGCAGGACGCAAGGUUGCAUAUUGGAACGCACACCAUGUCUAUGCACCUCCCUCCAACUACUAUUGCCCCCCUCUUUCACCUCUACUGCCACCUGCUGGCCAUUCAUUCCCAUAGGAAAAUAGUUGAGGCUGGACACGUCUGUAGCUCCAGUUUACAACCACAGAAGUUUUCUGUUACUUUUCGGCUUUGAUAUACAAUUUUGUGACUCGAGCCUUGUGUGCGCUUCAUUUUUGUUACGCCGACCUUGAUGGUUGGAACUCAUCAAAACAUUGUCUUGCAAAUGAUCAGGUAGAGAAUACGGAUGUAGGCUAGAGAACAUGUAAUACCAGCAUGAAGAAUAAAAGACAAAAUGGAAGAAGAAUCAGGUUUAAAGGUGAAUGAGGAGAAAGAGACCUUAGGAAUC